Staurois parvus is the source of this 276-nucleotide messenger RNA. The record is from the annotation of a GenBank genome assembly. NCBI's taxonomy places the organism in Eukaryota, Metazoa, Chordata, Amphibia, Anura, Ranidae.
GCAGGGGCGGACUGACCAUUUGGGAACUCGGGCACUGCCCGAGGGCCCUGGGUCAGUAGGGGGCCCCAUGAGAUGCCCCUGGUACCUUUUUCAUAGGCUUUUUUGGGUGUGGGUGAGGACACAGGGGCCCCAUGAUCCCCUAUUGCCCGGGGGCCCCAUGAGUUGUCAGUCCGCCCCUGUUUCCAAAUGGUUAGUCCCCCCCUGGUCUCCGGAUUCCAUUUAAGCCUUUGAAUCUCUCAAGGCUGCUUUUGCUGCAGCUCCAGUGCUGGCAUGUCC